AUGGCGACAUCCUUGUCAUGGACUUGUGUCCUCGAGCUCCGCCGUUGUGACGACGUCUGCUCCAGCGCCGACGUGAAGCUUGGGAGGUAUCGUUUCCUCCUCCAGCAUCUUAGUCAUGCGGGGGUGUUAGAUCUGGAGUUUGAUGACGUGUUGAAAGUGCUGCCCCUAUCUGAUUCGUUCAACAACAAUGGUUUCGUCUUUGACACCUAUUACCAUGCAAAGAAAAAAAAGGUGCUCCAGAACGACAUCGACCUGCUCAACCCGCCGGCGGAGCUCGAGAAGCUCAAGCACAAGAAGAAGCGCCUCGUGCAGUCCCCCAACUCCUUCUUCAUGGACGUCAAGUGCCAGGGCUGCUUCAACAUCACUACUGUGUUCAGCCACUCCCAGACUGUGGUGGUGUGCCCUGGCUGCCAAACAGUGCUCUGCCAGCCAACGGGCGGCAAGGCCAGGCUAACCGAAGGUUGCUCCUUCCGCCGCAAGGGCGACUAA
This is a messenger RNA of Triticum turgidum subsp. durum (durum wheat), 489 nucleotides long. Lineage: Eukaryota; Viridiplantae; Streptophyta; Magnoliopsida; Poales; Poaceae. The record is from the annotation of a GenBank genome assembly.